Messenger RNA from Caenorhabditis auriculariae, 3216 nucleotides. The record is from the annotation of a GenBank genome assembly. Lineage: Eukaryota; Metazoa; Nematoda; Chromadorea; Rhabditida; Rhabditidae.
AUGUUGGACGGGAUGGUGAUGAACCACCAUCUGGAACUACGAAAUGUUUUUGAUCAACACAAAUAAUAUUUCGUGAAGAACGCCAGUCAGCAAGGCCUAUUUUCAGCUAUCUACAGAAGGAACAAGAUCAACCAGCAUGUAGAAGGUUUGUGAUUUUCCUGCAAAAUUUGUCAAAAUGAGUUUUUUUUGAAAGUAAAACCCCGGUAUAGAAUAUUUUUAGGCAAGAAGACUUUACAAAAACAAAGUUUUGAAGGAUCCGCGUAUAUUUAUGUAGGACUCUUCAAAAAGAAAAUUACGAAGUCAUGUGACAUGGAUAAAAAAUUUUUUUUGAACUAAAGUAGGUCUUCGUUCAGUAAUGUUGUGCGGGAUGGUGAUCAGCCGCGAACGAAGCAGCCAGAAUUUGGGGCGAAGAGGGCGAAGCGUCGGCAGGGCCUCAGGAAUACAAAGCGGGUUACUCUUUAUUUUUGAUCAAUUGAACGUAAAAAUUUUUUGCAUUGGACGGUUCCAAUGACUCCGCUGGCUGAGAAACCGAUGGGGGUUUUCUGCUCCUUCCGUUAUCUUUAAACGAGUAACUUCUAAAAUUUUCUAGCUCAAAACUUUAUUUUCGAAAACUUUUCCUUCCUAGAGCCUUAUUUGGACUAUAAACCUGGCGCAACUUUUUUCGUCGACCAGUUAUAACUUUGAAAAACCUUGCUGGUUGCUCGUCCAAUCUAUAUAGAUACAUUUAAAAAAAAAGCAUAUUUGGAAGAAUCAGAGGGAUUGUGAGUUCUUGACUACGUUUGAAUUACACCAAUAUCAAAAAAUUAUUGAUUGAAAAAUAAAAAAAACAAUUACCUGCUACUGUAUUUUACUUGCAACUUUUUCACGUUGACGUCCGAAAUUCUUGGCGUCAGUUACAGACUAUCAAAAAACUAUUCACUUUUUUCAGAAUUGGUUCGAAAAUGGCGCCAGAGGUCAAACGUUCCGUGCAAACAUUGUCGUCCACCGAAAUGGUACGAAAAUUAAAUAAUUGAAAGUUCAUCCACUGCUUUCUAAGUUAUUUGGAAACGUGAAAAAUGGAAAAAAAAACCCAACUCACCAGGUCAGAUUUUGCCCCUUCCGAACUUUUGGAUGCCAACGAUCAUAAGUAGUUAUCGGUCUGGGGCGCCUUAUUUCGACUUAUGCGAGAUUAUAUUUCUCAAAGUUGGAGAGGAAUAAAAUUUAUAUAUAUCAUUUAAAAGAAGAAAAACUUCAAUAACGAUUUUGAAAUUGGUACCUGUUGAAAUUUCGAAAAUCCAUUUCCGUGCACUACUAAAAAAACGGAAUUUUUCAAAGUUCAAUUUUGUCUCAAUACGAGUAUGGACUGAAAAGUUACAGAAAAUUUGAAUGAAAAAGUUAGUAUAUGUUUUUUCAGGGAUGUUCAGAAAUGUAUUAUUCGAAACUCACUGAUUUAUUUUCAGCGAUGUUGGUCGGGGUGGUAAUCGAUCACCGAUUGAUCGGCGCCAGAAAGAAACAAAAAAGUGAGUUUUCCGAACAAGAAAGAUGUUCAAUAAGUGAGAAAAUGAAAAAAAUAGGUUUUUUUUUUAAAAAACUAAGAAAAAAACAUUCGAAGGUUAUCCUGUGUAUCUAAGUAAUUUUUUGCAGGGAUCUUGGAGAGGGUAGUGAUCAACUACCAAUGGAAACAACGACAACCUUGUGAUCAACAGAGGAAUUUGAUGUGAUGACUUGCUGCUCGAAGAGGUUCAAAAAAUUCUCAAAUUAGGAACGCUUGUGGCUCCAAACUUCUGGUAUUUUUUCAAGGUUCUAAUAUUACAAACCUCUAUAAAAUCAAAAUCUUUUGUACAGUUUUUUUCACGAAUUUUACCAGGGAACCUUUUUUACCCCUCGGUUGAACUUUCGCUGAAACAAACUUCUUCGUUUUUUUUUCUCAGUUUCCUUAUCGUAUUUAUUCUUAUUAUUUUACAGGCCAAACGAAUUGUCGCGGUUCGUCCUUCAAGCGCGUCCAUUCCUGCGAGGACAAAGCGCUUCAGGACUUCUACCAUUACUACUCUGGAGAAAAGGUACAUCUUUGGUUUCGGACCUUAUAUUUUACGCGUUUGCAAGAAUUUUUAUCUGAUUUUGCUCAUUUUUGUUAUCAAAAUAUUCCUAAUCUGGUCGUUCGGAAGUUCUUGAUUAAUAAUUCAUUUUUACGGAGAGCUUUUUCGUGAAUGUUAUAUUUCUUGAGGUCGCCCCACAUCUUGACAGUCUUCGUGGGUGGAAACCACGAAGAAGCUGCAUUCCGGACUAAAAUCCCAAAGGGGAACGGCGGCGCCCAAUAUCCUACAUAAACGUGAGUUUUUUUAAACUUUCUAACAGCAGUGAGAUGAACAAUUUUUAAUUUUUGAUUUAUUCCUAUUUUUGAAAUGUUUAAAGUUCAAAAAAAUUUGUUUUUUUCAAUGCCUAAUUUUUUUGUUGUAAGGGGGAAAAAAAUGAAUAAAAUUUUUGAAACAGAAUUUCCGGAUUUUUUUAUUGAAAAAAAUGUGCUUCCAGAAACGAAUUUUUUUCGGUUUAAGAAAAACAUAAAAAAAGUAUUCUAUUGAUUUUUCAAAGAAAAAGUGAAUAUUAUUUUUUUCAGUGAUCUUUGUGGAAAUGGUGAUAAAAUGGAUGAUGGAUGCCCAAAAUGGAUGCCCGUGUCCGUAACCCGCAGUGCUGGGUUGCGGACACGGGCAUUUUGGCGUGAUUUAUUGGCACCUGGCUACUGUCGAGAAAAAAAGCGGGCUCAUCUUCUAAUUUGCUGUGGAGACUUCCAGGUUUUUUUCUUUUUAUUUUUCAGUUAUUCACACUUCUGAAAAAGCGUUUCAUUCAAUUUUCCGAAAAAAAUUAUUUGAAAAGUAACUGUAGAGGUUUUUUUCUUUUUUUCCGAUUUUUCGAAAAAAAGGAAGAACCAACAAUGGAAAAACAGAAUGCAAUUAUUAUUUUUAAGCCUUACAUUUUGAAAAAUCUAUUUUUUUACUCAUGAAUCUAUUUUUCAGUCAUUCUGGUGGAGAUGGUGAUUGGACACCAGCAAGUGGCCGUUUGUCCUUCCGGCAAAUCAACAACAACCGAUGGCCAUAGAGCCUUCAGAAAAGUGAGUUAUCAUUGAAAAAAAGAUUUUUAUUUGAUAUAGGCAAGAUAAAUGAAAGAAACUUUUGCUGCGUUGAAAUUUUGAGAAAAGAGAAAAAAAUUUUCUUGAAACUAAAUUAUUUUUUCUUGCAGUAA